AUGGACGGCAAUACGAGGUCGGCGGCGGCGAUUCAGAAGAAGCCCAUAGUCGCGGACGACGACCUCAUCGAGCUGCUGUGGCACAACGGGAGCGUCGUGGCGCAGCCCCAGGCGCACCACAGGCCGGCGCCGUCGCCCUCCGACCGCGACCGCCCGGGCACCAGCGGCCUCACCGGCGAGGAGACGGCCGCGUGGUUCCCGGACACCCUCGACGACGCGCUGGAGAAGGACCUGUACACGCAGCUCUGGUACAGCACCAUCGCCGACGCCGCCCCGCAACACGAGGGCAUGCUCCCGGGCCCUACCUCGCAGCCUUCGCCGCUGCCGCCGGUUGGGAACAGCGGCGUCGACUCGAGCUGGGCCGGCGACAUCUGCUCAACCUUCUGCGGCAGCAACCAGGUGCCCAGGACGCCGGCAGGGACCAGCGGGAAGGACGCGGCAUUGCAGUCGGAGGGGCCGAGCGGUGCCGGCGCGCACGAUGGCACAUCGUCGUCCGGUGGGUCUGGAAGCAACUAUGGGGGAUCCGGGCUGCCCAGUGACAGCGUCCAUGUCCACAAGAGGAAGGGGAGGUGUAGAGACGACUCAGAUAGUCCGAGCGAGGAUGCCGAGUGUGAGGAGGCAACUGAGGAGACCAAACCGUCGCGGCGACAUGGGCCGAAACGCCGGACUCGUGCAGCUGAAGUCCAUAAUCUCUCAGAGAGGAGAAGAAGGGACCGGAUCAAUGAAAAGAUGCGUGCGUUGCAAGAGCUGAUCCCGCACUGCAACAAGACUGACAAAGCGUCAAUACUAGACGAGACGAUUGAGUAUCUCAAGUCCCUCCAAAUGCAAGUUCAGAUCAUGUGGAUGACUUCUGGGAUGGCGCCAAUGAUGUUUCCUGGUGCUCACCAAUUCAUGCCACCAAUGGCUCUAGGCAUGAAUUCAGGUUGCAUACCUGCAGCACAAGGCCUAAGUCAGAUGCCAAGAUUACCAUACAUGAGCCACCCCCUGCCAAAUCAUAUCCCUCUGAACUCAUCUCCAGCUAUGAAUCCAAUGAAUCCACUGAACGCUGCGAACCAGAUGCAAAACGGUCACCUCAGGGAGGCAAGUAAUCACUUCCUUCACCUAGAUGGGCGAACAGCGGUGAUACCUCAGGUACCAGGACCCCAUGUUUAUGGACAUCAUAUAGCACAAGCCGAAGAACCCAAUAAUAUACUGGAAGUGGCUGCUAGUACUGUUGUGCCAACUUCUAGGGCAGGGCAACCUCCUACUUUUGAUGGAGUUUAG
Molecule: messenger RNA, 1263 nt
Organism: Miscanthus lutarioriparius
Lineage: Eukaryota; Viridiplantae; Streptophyta; Magnoliopsida; Poales; Poaceae
Source: the annotation of a GenBank genome assembly